Messenger RNA from Laccaria bicolor S238N-H82, 840 nucleotides. RefSeq lists its product as uncharacterized. Gene Ontology annotation, molecular function: nucleotide binding; translation initiation factor binding. The transcript is spliced from 6 exons. The coding region runs from base 1 to 405 and encodes 134 amino acids. The record is from RefSeq and is a predicted model, not a curated record. Gene Ontology annotation, cellular component: RNA polymerase II, core complex; P-body. Lineage: Eukaryota; Fungi; Basidiomycota; Agaricomycetes; Agaricales; Hydnangiaceae. Gene Ontology annotation, biological process: positive regulation of translational initiation; mRNA export from nucleus in response to heat stress; nuclear-transcribed mRNA catabolic process, deadenylation-dependent decay.
AUGUCAGCCAGGUUGCGACACCGACCACAGACCGAGGAGGAGGAUGCAUCGGCCUUGAAACUUGGUCCAGAGUUCAACAAUGCAGGUUGUUUGCUCAUUUCAGAGGUGAAAUAUCUGUUGGAGAAUCGCGACAAGGAUGCACCGGACACAGCUGUUUAUAACAAAACACUUGAAUACGUGAAGACGUUUGCCAAGUUCAACACGACAGAUUCUGCGAGCGCCGUUCGCGAAACCCUUCGAAGGGAGCCAGCUCUCACCCAAUUUGAAACGGCGCAAAUAGCGAACCUGUGUCCUGCAGAUGCGGAAGAGGCGAAGAGCGUUAUUCCCAGUCUCGUCAAAAUCGAUGAUGACCGUCUACAAGCUCUGCUUGAAGAGAUCCAGACCAUGCGUAAAUUCCAAUCGUAAUUGAUGAAAUAACCAUAGUUUGAAUGCCAUUGGGCGCGGGACAUAUUUAACCCACUCUUCCUCGGUCUCGAUAUCGACAUUAUACCGUCGUCCAUGAUGCGUCUGCACACUCUGAUACUGAUUUACCUCUCCAUGCCACCGCUGGUGGAGUUUCCAAAGGACCGGAAGACGGACACCAGUCGAGAUGUGGUUGUUGAUCUUUUGUUUGUAACUCAGUUAUGGACCUUUGCCCCGAGUUAGAAUCAAGUUCAACCUUGGUUCGACCCCCACUUUUAUGUUUACGAUCAGCAGCAUGGCUCAGUCUUUCGGACUAACUCCAGAACUACUUCUUUCCAGCUUGAAUCCUUCCCAAUCGCUCGCCUCGCAACCCUUUCCCUCGGCGUUUUGCCUACACCUGGCAGGACUCAUCCACGACCGCUGCUGGUAAACAGCUCG